AUGGCUGGUGGCAUCACUGACACCGGAGAGCUUUACUCCCCCUAUGUUGGUCUGGUUUACAUGUUCAACCUCAUCGUUGGAACAGGAGCCCUGACCAUGCCCAAGGCCUUUGCGACAGCAGGGUGGCUCGUCAGCCUCGUUCUCCUCAUGUUCCUGGGAUUUAUGAGCUAUAUGACCACGACCUUUGUGGUGGAAGCCAUGGCUGCUGCAAAUGCUCAGCUGCGAUGGAAGAGAAUGGAGAAACGCAAGGAGGAUGAUGAGGAUGAAGAUUCUUCCUCUGGAGUAUCUGACAGUGACGUUCUCCUCCAGGAUGGCUACGAGCGAGCAGAGACACGACCUAUCCUGUCAGUCCAGAGACGUGGCUCACCCAAUAUCUUUGAAAUCACUGAGAGGGUGGAAAUGGGCCAGAUGGCUUCCAUGUUCUUCAAUAAAGUGGGUGUCAACCUCUUCUAUUUCUGCAUAAUCAUCUACCUCUAUGGGGACCUGGCCAUCUACGCAGCAGCUGUACCUGUCUCUCUCAUGCAAGUGACCUGUGUCACUGGCAACCGUUCUUGCAGCGUGGGGGAUGGCACGAAGUACAAUGAUACAGACAGGUGCUGGGGGCCGAUCCGGCGGAUUGACGCUUACAGGCUCUAUCUGGUGAGUUUCUGA
Merops nubicus (carmine bee-eater) is the source of this 651-nucleotide messenger RNA. RefSeq names its product transmembrane protein 104-like. The coding region runs from base 1 to 651 and encodes 216 amino acids. The record is from RefSeq and is a predicted model, not a curated record. NCBI's taxonomy places the organism in Eukaryota, Metazoa, Chordata, Aves, Coraciiformes, Meropidae. The transcript is spliced from 7 exons.